Pimephales promelas (fathead minnow) is the source of this 991-nucleotide messenger RNA. The record is from RefSeq and is a predicted model, not a curated record. Lineage: Eukaryota; Metazoa; Chordata; Actinopteri; Cypriniformes; Leuciscidae.
UGAUAGUGCGCGCGCAUUCAUAUUGGACCCUGAAGUGUAGCUCUGGCUGUGUUUUGAUCAGACUGUGCUCUGUUUAUUAUGUAUGUCCAGAGCUGCAUUGAUACCGUGUGUUCAGUUGCACAGCACCGCUUCAGUUAUGGCAGCUUCAGUGGAAGAUUUCAACAGGGCCAAAGAAAAACUGGGCACUUUGAAGGAAGAUCCAGGGAAUCAAGUCAAACUGAAGAUCUAUGCGCUGUUUAAACAGGCCACACAAGGACCCUGCAACACCCCCAAACCCGGCAUGCUGGACUUUGUGAACAAAGCCAAAUGGGACGCAUGGAAGAGUCUGGGCUCCGUGUCACAGGAGGAGGCCAGGCAGCAGUACGUGGAUCUCAUCGAGUCUCUGGUGGGAUCAGAAGCUCCUGCAGUGGCGGCGCAGACGACCGGGAGCUCGAAGGCCUUCCAGACCCUGCUGGUCACCACAGAGGACAACAUCACCCCCAUACGCCUCAACAGACCUGGGAAGAAAAACGCCAUCACUGCAGAGAUGUACAACGAGCUGAUUGAAGCUUUGGAUCUUGCUGGAAAAGACGAUUCUCCUCUCUCUGACUCUAAAGGUAAUGGGGAUUAUUACUGCAGCGGAAACGACCUGAACAACUUUACGAAGAUCCCUGAGGGUGGAGUGCAGGACCUGGCUAAACAAUCUGGGGAGUUGCUGAAGCGGUACGUGAAGGCGUACAUUGACUUCCCCAAACCUCUGAUUGGAGUGAUAAACGGGCCGGCGGUGGGUGUAUCCGUCACCCUGCUGGGACUGUUUGAUGUUGUUUAUGCCACAGACAGGGCGACGUUUCACACACCCGCCUUCAGUCAGUUGGGUCAGAGUCCGGAGGGCUGCUCUUCAUAUCUGUUCCCCAAAAUAAUGGGCACAGCAAAGGUAUGGAUAUCCACACGAAGAAAACUUGAGAUUAAUCGGUUGGCUACUAAAAAUGUUGUUUGAAUCAACUGACAGCAC